AUGUCGACAUCAAAAACAGUAUUGGAUAUAGAGUUUCCAAAUUAUAUAUCUGCAGCACUACCUUAUUUCAUUAUAUUCUUUGUUUUGGAGCAAUUGUUUGCGCUAAUCAUUAAGAAAAAAGAUGAUUUCCUAUUAAAAGAUUCAUUUUCAAGUUUAUCAACAGGUUUAACUACGAUUAUAUAUGAAAAGAUAGUUCCAAUAACACUUUUGAAGUCUAUCGAAUUCAUUGUCGUCAUUUACAUCUGGAUUCACUACAGAAUCGUUGAUAUCCCAGAGGAUUCAAAGCUUGCAUCCGUAGCUACUUUCCUUUUAAUUGAUUUCGGAUACUAUUGGUUCCAUAGAUUAGCUCAUGAAGUUAAUUAUAUGUGGGCAACUCAUGUUACACAUCAUUCAAGUGAGAAAUAUCUUGGUCCUCUCGAAUGGAUCAUCAAUACUCCAUCUCACCACAGAGUUCACCACGGAAGAAAUCCUAAAUACAUCGAUAAGAACUAUGCUGGUACUUUAAUUAUUUGGGAUAGAUUGUUCGGUACUUUCCAAGAGGAGGAAGAAGAAGUAUUCUUUGGUUUGGUACAUUCACUCGGAAGUUCCGAUCCAACAUGGUGUCAGAUUCAUCAUUGGUAUGAUAUGUACAAGAGAACCAAGCAUUAUCCGAAGCUCACCGAUAAGAUCAAGGUGUAUCUCUGUGGACCAGGAUGGAGACCUGGCAUCCCAAGAAUGGGACUUAUCACUGAUAUUCCAAUGCCACACAAAGGUGAUAUUGCCGAGCGUAUCGGUGAAGGUUUAACAGUACUACUGAACACCUAUAUUAUCUCUCACUUUAUGUUGAUUUCCAUCUUUUCGAUUGUGUGCCUCUCUGUAUACGAAGAUGAAUUGGGUCCAACCAGAAUCACCUGUACCAUGGCUUACCUAUAUCUAAGUUUAACAACUUUUGGUGCCAUUUUCGAUAAGAAACGUUAUGCUAUGACAUUAGAGUUGAUUAGAUUGGUAUUAUUUAUUGCUUUUACAUGGGAUGCAUUGAACUCAACCGUUCAAUACAUUAGAUUAUUCUACUUUGUAUCUUCUGCAUGGGUAAUUGCCAACCAUUUCAGUGGAUUAUCAUUUAAAUCUAAACUAAAAUAG
Heterostelium album PN500 is the source of this 1119-nucleotide messenger RNA. Its product is annotated as sterol desaturase family protein. Gene Ontology annotation, biological process: lipid biosynthetic process. Bases 1 to 1119 code for a protein of 372 amino acids. Gene Ontology annotation, cellular component: endoplasmic reticulum. The transcript is spliced from 6 exons. The record is from RefSeq and is a predicted model, not a curated record. Gene Ontology annotation, molecular function: oxidoreductase activity; iron ion binding. NCBI's taxonomy places the organism in Eukaryota, Evosea, Eumycetozoa, Acytosteliales, Acytosteliaceae.